Molecule: messenger RNA, 1914 nt
Organism: Glycine soja
Lineage: Eukaryota; Viridiplantae; Streptophyta; Magnoliopsida; Fabales; Fabaceae
Product: cytochrome P450 78A5-like
Exons: 2
Coding region: 93-1661 (522 amino acids)
Molecular function (GO): heme binding; monooxygenase activity; iron ion binding
Source: RefSeq, a predicted model, not a curated record
CAUUAGUAUCAUCUUCCCUCGUAUACUUCCCCUCCUCAACUUUGUUUUGUUUUUCAUGUACGCUUUUUGAAUCAUCUUACGUGCUCCUAAUCAUGAUUCCAACACUUGUUUGUAUUGGCACAACAAUAUUCCAAAGCACCCUCUCUUCUUACUCAUUGUCUUUCAUCUCUCUUUUUCUCUCCACGUCACUCGCCCUUCUUGCUAUUUCCCUCAACUAUUGGCUUGUCCCCGGAGGUUUUGCAUGGAGGAAAUAUCACAGUCGUUACAAAGGCCAUGCAAAACUCUCUGGCCCAAUGGGCUGGCCCAUAUUGGGAACUUUACCUGCGAUGGGCCCUCUAGCCCACAGGAAACUUGCUGCCAUGGCCACUUCACCAAAAGCAAAAAAGCUCAUGACAUUGAGUCUAGGAACAAAUCCAGUUGUUAUCAGCAGUCACCCAGAAACCGCAAGAGAAAUUCUUUGUGGGUCGAACUUCGCUGACCGACCCGUUAAAGAAUCGGCCCGAAUGCUCAUGUUUGAGCGUGCCAUUGGAUUUGCUCCAUAUGGGACUUAUUGGCGCCACCUACGUAAAGUGGCAAUCACCCACAUGUUCUCUCCGAGGAGGAUUUCUGACUUGGAGAGUCUCCGACAACAUGUGGUUGGCGAAAUGGUGAUGAGGAUAUGGAAGGAGAUGGGGGACAAAGGGGUGGUAGAGGUUCGAGGCAUAUUGUAUGAAGGGUCUUUGAGCCACAUGUUGGAGAGUGUGUUUGGUAUUAAUAAUUCUCUAGGAUCACAAACAAAGGAGGCGUUGGGUGAUAUGGUUGAGGAAGGGUAUGACUUGAUUGCCAAGUUUAAUUGGGCAGACUAUUUUCCUUUCGGGUUUUUGGACUUUCACGGGGUCAAGAGAAGGUGUCACAAAUUGGCAACUAAGGUCAAUAGUGUGGUGGGUAAAAUUGUGGAAGAAAGAAAAAAUUCAGGGAAGUACGUUGGACAAAAUGAUUUUCUUAGUGCCUUGUUAUUGUUGCCUAAAGAGGAAAGCAUAGGUGAUUCAGAUGUAGUGGCUAUCUUAUGGGAAAUGAUAUUUCGGGGAACAGACACAAUUGCUAUACUUUUAGAAUGGAUCAUGGCCAUGAUGGUUUUACACCAAGACGUACAAAUGAAAGCACGUCAAGAGAUCGACUCAUGCAUCAAGCAAAACGGUUACAUGCGAGACUCAGACAUUCCAAACCUCCCUUACCUCCAGGCCAUAGUGAAGGAGGUUCUCCGAUUGCACCCACCAGGCCCAUUACUUUCCUGGGCUCGCCUCGCAAUCCAUGAUGUCCACGUGGACAAGGUCAUCGUGCCAGCUGGCACAACUGCAAUGGUUAACAUGUGGGCUAUAUCACAUGACUCAUCCAUUUGGGAGGACCCGUGGGCCUUUAAGCCCGAAAGAUUCAUGAAAGAAGAUGUGUCGAUCAUGGGGUCGGACAUGAGACUUGCACCAUUUGGUGCAGGACGUAGGGUGUGCCCAGGAAAAACAUUAGGCUUAGCCACAGUUCAUCUAUGGCUUGCACAACUUCUUCACCAUUUCAUAUGGAUUCCAGUGCAACCCGUGGAUCUUUCAGAAUGCCUAAAGCUCUCGCUCGAAAUGAAAAAGCCUUUACGAUGCCAAGUGAUUCGCAGGUUCAACACCAUAAGCUCUUGAACUCAACAAGAUAAAUUAAUGCACAAUAAAGGAUAUCAUUAUCGAUGUAACUGUUGUGAUAAAAAAAAAAUUAAAGUCUUUGAUUUGGGUGGAAGUUAUGUAAUGUUGUAAAAAUAUAUUAAGUAUGUAGUAUGCGUUGAGCUCAAGAUAGUCCAAGAAAUGGGCUAAUGAAUGGAUUGAUACUAUCUCUCUUUGAAAGUACACCACGUACAAUAUUGGAUCUAAUAAAGUCGCAUGGUUUUUGUAUGUCUUA